AACAUCCAAUGUCCAAGAAGAUAAUCAUCGUCGGCGGGCACGGAAACGUCUCGCUAAGACUCGCGCGGCUCCUCUCCACAUCCCACGCCGUAACCUCCCUAAUCAGAAACCCAGAACACCAACAAGACAUCCUCGAUACCUCCGCCAAACCCCUCCUCCUCUCCCUCGAAGACGUUUCCGUCCCAGAUCUAAGCAAAGCUUUUGAGGGGUACGACGUCGUCUAUUUCUCCGCAGGCGCCGGAGCCAACGGCGGGGAAGAAAGGACCAAGAAGGUCGAUUAUGAAGGUGCCGUAAAGGUAUUCGACGCGAUUGAGGGUAUUACGACAAGUAAACCGAGGUUGAUCUUGGUUUCCGCUGUGGAUAUUAGAGAUCCGGAAAAAGUACCGGCGCAUUAUGCAAGUUUUAACGAAGACGACAUCGCGCGGUCUAAACGGAUCCGAGCUGUAAUACCCGCAUAUAUGCACUGGAAGUACGAAGCCGAUAAGAAUCUGGUGAAACGCGAUGCGUUCAAAUGGACCAUCGUCCGACCUGGGGGGUUAAUGAAUAACCCUGGGACUGGGAAGGCGGACAUUGGCAGGACACAUCUGGAAAAGACUAUUUCUAGAGACGACGUGGCUAAGGUUCUUGCUCUUCUUGUUGACAGAGAGGAUGCGGCAGGUUUGGCUAUCGAUGUUGUUGGCGGGGAUAACCCGAUUGAAGAAGCUUUGAAUGCGUUUAUUGAAAAGGGGGAGACAGAUUUUUUGGGAUAAACCUUGGAAGCUCAAAACCGAUACCAUGACCUAUUGUGUACAAUUGAAGUUGACUCAGAAUUCACAUGUACAUUACUUACUGUCGUGUUUUGGGU
Laccaria bicolor S238N-H82 is the source of this 844-nucleotide messenger RNA. RefSeq lists its product as uncharacterized. The transcript has 5 exons. Bases 9 to 749 code for a protein of 246 amino acids. The record is from RefSeq and is a predicted model, not a curated record. NCBI's taxonomy places the organism in Eukaryota, Fungi, Basidiomycota, Agaricomycetes, Agaricales, Hydnangiaceae.